Molecule: messenger RNA, 2730 nt
Organism: Cavenderia fasciculata
Lineage: Eukaryota; Evosea; Eumycetozoa; Acytosteliales; Cavenderiaceae
Exons: 6
Coding region: 1-2730 (909 amino acids)
Source: RefSeq, a predicted model, not a curated record
AUGACAACAUCUUUUCAACAUUCAACAACACAUGAUCGUCAAGUCCUACUCUCAGUUGAAUCGAUUUCUAUUGUAGUUACAUUUGCUGAAUAUCUAGAUGCGUUGUUCAAAGCAAGUCUUGACUCACCAUUAUACUUUUCACUACGAUCAAAUGGCAACACUAGAAUAUCUUGUCAAGAGGAUUCAUCGAUGGAAUGUAUACAAAGACGAGCCGAUCAAGUCAUACUACAUAUCUCUUAUAGUGCUUGCAAUUUAAAGUAUAAUGCUUCAAAUGAUGAUAAUGGUGAUGAUGAUGAUGAUGAUCUCAUAUACGAUAAAGAUAAAUGUUGUAGACCUUCACAAGCAUUACAUUAUUUACUUUUGAUUAAAUCACCUGAUGGUACUGAUAAUGACAUGUGUCUGCUACCUUAUCUAUCACAUGAAACAAAGAAACAUAUUCAUGAACUCUUGCUCAAUCAUAUUAAACAAUUAAAACAAGUAGAAUAUACAAAUUACGAAAUGGAAUUAAUUCAAUUAAUUAUAUCAAACCAAUAUAAUAAUGAUAAAGAUAUUUAUUUAUUUAUUAUUCAGACAUUUAAUUGGUUCAAUGUUUGGUUUAAUGAAAUGUUGGAUAAUGGUUGGGCCAUCUAUGCGCAAUACCCAAUGAUUCAAAUAAUGAUGAUUGGUAUUUUAAAAUUGAAUGAUCAUCAUUAUUAUGACGCACACAUUAGCGACAAAUAUUUGGAUGUUAUAUAUGAUACUUUGGAUACUGUAUUUCGUGUCUAUGAACAUCGUAAAAUAUUUUGGGCCGAUUUUACAUCUGAUCCUAUUUAUAUUUUCUUGUUAUUGCUCAAACAAUAUAGUUUUCAAGAUCAAAGAGGUAAAGAUUUAAAAAGGAGGAUUUCGGAGAAAAUAUUCAGUGGACUUUCGGAUGACAAAGGGUCCAUAUGGAAUAGUCAGAUUGGGUGUGACUUUUUCAAGGAUUAUAUUACAAAGGUAUUCUUGGAUGCUCACAAUGACCAUUAUUUCAUACCACAACAACCUAGUGACUAUAUGGAUGCAAAAGACUGGGAAAAGGAUAUUUACACUAGGGUUGAUGUAAAAGAACAAAUUCGAUCAUUUUCAGCAUACCAUCACCCAAAAAUAUUACUUGUUCUAUUUGAACAUUUCAACCGAUGUUUAGCACAAACAUGGAAAGAUAAAUUAAUAGUUCUCAAAUUAUUAAAUAUGUUUGAUUACAUUAAUAUGGAUUAUAAAGAAGGAGAGGAAUUAUUGAUUUUCUCAAAACGUAUGAAUAUAAUAGUUAUAUCAGAAACAUUAAAAGAGGAUAAUCUACUUGUUCAAUGUGAAUUAUUGGAAUUUAUUAACCAAUUCUAUGAUAUGCCUUACUAUUGUUGGAAUAUUGUCGAUAGUAUAAGGUUUCGAGAUAUCAUCCAAGAAGCUUUUAAUCACAUCAUCAACAAAUCUUCAGAUUCAUCAUCACCACAUCCUCGUUUAUUAUACUUUCUCAUCAAGGCUUUGAAACCUAAAUAUUGUAGUAGACCUGGACCCCAGCUUAUACGGAUCAUUCCCACCGGUCCUUUUUGGCAAGAAUACAUUGUCAACAUCACUUUAAAGUCGGUUCAAUCAAAUCAAAAGGUUGUUAUUGUUGAUGGAAUAAACUUAUUUUUAUACGAUGAUAAUCCUCAAUUUAUAAGUUUAAAAGCAUUAUCAACAACAACCUAUGCAUUAUUGGAUCGUUUUCAAAUUGACGAUGACAUUUUAUCUGGGGUGAUUCGCUUUUUUAAUCAUACUCUUGGAAAACUUGGAUUCAAAGAGAUCAAUCAAUUAAUUCAACGAAUAUUAUUUUCACAACAACAACAACAAUAUCAACCAGAUCAAAUCGAUAGAUUUGUGAGAAUAUAUCUUGUUGGAUGGAUAGUAAACUCAACAACAAAUAACUUUUCAAUUUAUUUACCAACGGUCAUGAAAAGAAUACUUGGUCAACCAAUCGAUAGAUAUAAUUAUUGGAUUGACAGUCUCUUCAACUUGUUUGAAAAAUCACAACAAUUAGCAAAUCGAUAUGUUCAACAUUUCAUAGCACCGACUAUCCAAUCACACACAACGUCAGUUGAUAUCAACCAUAAAUUAAAGACUGCAAGAUUAUUGAGCCUCCUAUUCACAAGACGAAAAGGAAUAGAUCACUUGGAACUCUUCCAACAUCUACUCGAUAUUUUUACUGCGCCAGAAUUUAAUUACUCUUUACGUAGUCUUCUCAGAACUUACUUGGUUGUCAUUACGGAAAUGAUUCAACAAAUAAUAGAUACAAGAGGAGAAGGAAAUAUUACAAGCGAUCAAAUAUUACAAAUAAUCGAUUUGAUUGUACGAGCACAACAACUCAUUUACUCGCUUGGAUAUUACUUUUCAGAGGUUGGUGAUUUGAUAAAGUUAUUAGUUUCAAUGGGCGACAAUCAAUGUAACACCAUUGCAAUGAUAUCAUCCAAUGUGAUUGAUGUGGCUGUCGAUUGGAUCAAUCAAACCGAGGAAUUAGAGAACAAGGCAUUGCCUCCAAUAGUCGAGUUGGUCGUUGAUUUCUAUGAUCAAGCCAAGCUUCCACAAAUCAUUACAAUAUCACCAACAGAGAAGAAGAUAUCAUCAUCUGAAUGGAUUGAUAGAUUGAUAUUACCUUAUGAAAAGAGGAAAAAAAACAAAUACCUCAAAGAAAUAAUUGCUAAAUUAAAACAAUUAAAAGAGAAAAUAAUAAUAAAUUAG